This is a messenger RNA of Macrobrachium nipponense, 8114 nucleotides long. RefSeq names its product UBA-like domain-containing protein 2-B. Bases 111 to 623 code for a protein of 170 amino acids. Gene Ontology annotation, molecular function: protein binding. The record is from RefSeq and is a predicted model, not a curated record. The transcript is spliced from 6 exons. Lineage: Eukaryota; Metazoa; Arthropoda; Malacostraca; Decapoda; Palaemonidae.
UACCAAAAUAUCCACAUUAUUGGAACGACUGCCAUCUGUAUUUUGAAAACAUUGCCCAGUGUGGUCGAUGAAGUAGUGAGUGAAGUGUGUCUGAAAGGGAUUAAACCGCCAUGGAUUCUUCCUUACGUGAACAGGUCAUGAUCAAUCAGUUUGUCAUGGCUGCUGGAGCAACUAGAGAGCAAGCGAGACAAUUAUUACAGUCUGCUCAUUGGCAGUUUGAGACUGCACUAAGUAUAUUUUUUCAAGAAGCCGUGCCAAAUGGUGGAGCAUCACAGCAUCAUCUAAAUCAUGAAAGUUUGAUUCACCCUCGUCGGCGCUGGAAUACAUUAUGUACACCAGCGAAUACGCCCGCGACUCCUCCUGCCUUCCCCGACGCCCUAGCAGCUUUUUCAAAAAUGUCUACGCAAGACAAGUUAUCUACUUCGCCGUCAGGAGGAUUCUCCCCUCCGCCUCCACAGUUCCAGGCUCCACAGUACCAACCUUCCCAGUUCCAAGCUCCCCAGUAUCAACAAACACAGUUCCAAGCUCCUAUGUCACAGCCUUCCUCCAUGAUGAUGCAACAACAACAUCAACAGUCGCAACCAAGACAAAUUAUUGCAAAUAAUAUUAAUGCACAAAGAUAAGUUUAGCUUAGUUAACUGAGGUAGAUAACAAUAAAUGCAUCCUUAAUUUGUCAUUAUAAAACUUAAGUGGGAUGGAGUAAACUGUGGACAUAUUUUUAUCAUCAGUGGUAGUUGGAGGGUGCGGGGAUGUGGAAGUGGAAGGGUCUGUUGCUCCACCCUCCAGACGACAUGUAUCUGUAGAGCAAAGACAAUAUUAAUAAGAUAGUCAUUAUUUGUUCCCUGUUGUUGUGACUGUCAGUAAUAUAGUUGCUCUGCCCUGUUGUUGGAAGGUUGAUGUUCAAAGUUGUUCUUCUUUAUAAAAAGUAUGAACACUGCAUAUUUAGAAAUUGAGCAACCAAGUGUUUCAUGAUGCAGCCUGUACAGAAGAGUGAAUGUGCAACUUUACCCACUGAAUUAGAGCCAACAUUUUUUUUUUUCUUGAAUCUGAAGUGUCUGGGGGUACUAUUGUGGAUAAAGUUAAGUUCUCUGAUCAUGGAGCUGCUUCUGAGAGUCUAGAAAUAACUUUCAUACAUCAAAGUGAAAAUGACCAGAAAAGAAAUUGAGUGUAUUAGUUCACAUCUCUUAUAAUUUAUUUGUCACUUAUGCUCGAAGUAUUCCAUUCCUAAAGGACAGACCGGUGUUUUAAUGGAUAUUUUAUCUAGAUAAAAAGUAUAAAUAUGAUGUCAUUGCUAUCCAAAAGUCAUACCAGCUACCUAAUUCUUGUUUGAGAAAUAUAUUGCAUAAUUACCCAGGCUAUCUAUAUUGCCAGGUCCACUUAAAGUAGACUAGUAAAGCAAUUUUGAUUGUUGCAUAAAAUAGUGGCAUGCCAGUAAUCCAUGUUACAUAGCUGUUUGUAGGCAGUGAUGGGAGCAUCACCUUUGAGAGGAUACCAGUAUUCCAGAGACAUCAGAAAAGUGUCAGAUUUAUAACAGAACUUGAUCACAUCUUUUGUCUGCAGUGAUUCACCCGGCAGAUUCUAAUACUUGUAUUGUAUUUCAUUUGCCACAAGUAGAUAUUUUGCUGUUGAUGAUCUUCAGGCUGGCACCUCUCACAUUUGUUAUUCAACUCUUCCAGCAUUUUUCUUACUUUAGUUCCUGUGCCGUGCCCUCCACACAAUGCCCAGUCUUAGUAGUGAAUUCAGCAGUGAUGUUCAUAGAUUGGAGGCUUCGAUUCAUCCGUCAAAAGAGACGGUCACAGGAUUCAAAACUAAGGUUUGCACCACUGACUUAAUGGUAAAUUUCAGAGUACAGUACUUUAGAGUAGUCUAUACCUCUACCUGUAGUUAGCAUAAAAUAUCCGAAGGCUUUUUUUUUAUACAAUAGAUAAAUUAUUUUUCUUCUUAGAAUAUCAGAAAGGUGAAUGUUACUGUAAUGGUAAUUUACUGUAUAUAUCUCAGCAAUGAUUCAUAGCUCAAGGUAUCUUUUUAAAAAAUAAACACAACUCUCGUUUAAAGUCAACUCCCUAAAAUAACAUGGUUUCUUGUCAUUUGAGACAAUGACAACACUAACCUUCAUACUUAACCAUCUUUGUCCAUUGUAGGUGUUUGUGAGUAACAUUUAAGCAUUUUUUGUAUAUCGUUUAUGCUGUGCAUUAGAUCUUUUGCACCAUUCUCAUUAUGAGGCAUGUGUUACCAGAUUUUGUGUCUGUAUAGUCUUUUGUUAGUCUCAUUUUGCAGUGUUGCUUUGGCUUAGGAGAACAUGAUAACUAGUGUGGUUUUUUUAAGGAUGGUUUUUCAGCUUGAAUUGUAUUGGUUUUGGACAGGAAAAAAUUUUCAUUAAAAGUAAUUGUAUUCAAGUUGAAAGUUCAAGUUGAUACCCAGUUACAAUAAAUUGUGUUUUGAAACUCUGUUGUGAAUUUAGACAGACACUCCUCAUUAGUAUGUUCAAUUAGUAUGUACAUAUUGUUGAGUAAUUAAAGCAGUCUUUAACUCUUUGUAAAUCGUAAAGCACUGGUCUUUCUUACUUAUAUUUCAAGCAUAUUGCAUAUAAUUUAUAUUUGGGUACAGCAUUAUAAUUAAAAAAAUAUGUAGAAACAAAGAUACUCCCUUAUUUUAGAUAUUGAUAGUAUUUGUAUUUAACUAAUUUUAUGUUGAUCAACUCUUAUUAAAAUUUUUAUUGGAAAUAUAUCACAUUACAUCUUACCUGAGUUUUUCCAAAUUCUAGGUCAUCUGAACUGUUUUGCAUACAAGCCAUGAGCAUUUGAUUAGAUUACACUUUGUUACAUGUUACUGUGAAGUUAUCCACACUUGUAAACAUAUUGCACUGCAAGACAGAAAUUCACAGCAGUCCAACUGAAAUAGUUUAUCAGAACUCUGACUAUACCCAAGUUGCACAUUUGGUUCACAACAUUUUUCACGUUCUUGUGGAGAAAUUUUAAAUUCCUACAGUCUAUAUGGUAAUUUAAAGAGACUUUGUACUUUGGGUAUUUGAAAAGAAUGCUAGGUGUUUGUUACCUGUAUGUUCAUAAUUAGUUUCUGCAUUUUAAGGUACAUAACUUAUUGGAAACUGAAUAGAUACAGUAAAUUGGUACUUGUUCUCUGUAAGGGUAGUUUUAGAUGCAGUAAUUUGUAAUGGAGAAAUGUAGAAUUUAAACUAUUGAAGUAACAUGUAUAGUUUAGAAAGAGUAAAAAGAAUGGUAUAAAUUUUAUAAGAGGUGUUUUUCCAUUGGUAAUUUACUGAUUAAAUGUUUUGAUGAGCUUCCUUUGAGAUAUCCAGGAGGAAAGUAAGUUGAUGUACACUAAAUUUUUAUAGAGCCGUGUACAGUAGUUUAGUGCAGUCAUUUUUUUUUUUUUUACAUUCUUAUGGUAUUAUUGUAUACAGUCAGAUGUGUAUCUAAAGAAUAGUUUACAGUUGUUCAGAAGGCUGUGGUUUGAAACUUUAUUUUUAAGAGGGUGCUUUUGAAAACUGGUAUUUUAUAUCACUUUCUGUAUACCGUGGCAACUUUUACAUUGAAAAUCUGAUACCUUCAUAAAUCUUAAAUUGCAAACUAGUAUUUUUUAAAAAAAUUGUUAGGGCUUAUUUUAUUAGAAUCAUGGUAAGGUUUUCAAAAUAUUGAAACUGAUUGAUGAUUCAAGGUUCAUGAGAAAGGGAAAAUAGUUAGAGCAUUGACAGCUGUGAGAGAAUUGGAGAUUUCUUGGUGUUCUAAGAUUAAAAGCUGCCAGAAGUUAAGAACUAAAUUGAGAUGUAAACUAUUCAACCUUGCAAGUACAGUAAUGAAAUGGCUCUGUAAACCAACAAAGUAUCCUACAUUUGAAUGUAAGUGUGGCUCAAUAUUUAAGAUGUUUUUAUUCUAUUUCUGCUGUCUUGUCCUCUUGUAUGUGUACAUUAACAUUUGACCUUGCUAAUUUAAUGUUGGUAAUAAUCAAAUAGUUUUCUUAAGUUAAAUGCCAAAUGCUAGUAGAUGUAUUUAUGUAUGAUGUUUUCAUGCUAUUUUGUAUAACAUUUUAUGAAAGGCAAGAACAAAACAAAAGCAAACACUCAAAAAACUGAAAAACUGGAAAGUAUAGAAUGAUUAUUACUGCUAACUUGUCAUGACAUAUCGUGUUGAGGUGGCAAAGGCCUACAUUUCCAAAGAAUGGGAAGGAGAAUAUAGGUAUUAUAACACUCAUUGUUUUUAGUCUUCAAUUUUUCAGUAUUAAGAACAUGAUGCCUAUUCAAUCUUACCCUGUAAACACUUCACAUUAUUGCACAUCAGGGUAGAAUAUCUGCAUUUUUAUGUGAAGACAUAAUGCAAUGUGUUGGUGUCUUGUACUUAGUGAUAUAUAUCUUCAGUUCUGUAUACAAGAACCCUGUGUUAGAUGGGAUCACUAAAAACUAUUUCACUGUAGCUUUUGUUUUAUAUUUUCAAAUGGUGUCAUUGAAUUAUAAGAGAAGACAUGAAAGUUUCUUCUGAAAAUAUUUCUAAUGGCAUUACAUAUUUUUUUUCUCCUGAAAAUAUUUCUAAUAGUGUUACAUAUUUUUUGCUCCGAACUUAUUUUUUAUCAUACCUAUAUGCUUCAUUUCCCUUGGUAAAUGAUGCUCCUUUUCCCUUGGUAAAUGUUAAUUUCAUUAAAUACUAUGACAGAUAAAAUUCAUUGUUGAUCAAGUUAAAAAAAAUAUACUUGCAUAGGAAUGGUAAAGGCUGAUAAUGUUUUUAUGUAUGUACUUUAUAACAUCACCAUGAAAUGUUCAGUCAGCUUUUCCCCAUAGGAGUUAGAUGUGAAACAAAUAUCCUCUUCUUUUUCUGCCUGUACUCUCCAUCAGCAUCAGGUCUAGGUUUUCAUGUAUCCUAUUCUUCUAUAAUUUCUUUGGCCUUCUUACAGGCCCUCAUUCUGUUACUUCCAUGUCUAUGACCAACUGUUCUUCAUCUUUUGUCUGCGUGAGAGAUUGCAUUUUUUUCCAUCCUCUUGAUACCACAUCACUCCAAUUUCACAUUUGCAAUACAAUCUUCCCACUGUACUCCAGCCAAGAAUUUUAAUAUUCUGUGGUUACAUCUUAACAAAAUCACAAUGAUAAUUUUUAGUGCCCAUGGUAAUGGUGCAUAGAAGAGCACUGUACAGGUCUUUUGGGCUCACUGUUAGUCUGCUCUCUCUACUAAUGAGACAUUUUUAUUUAUAAGCAGGCUAGUUUUCUCUUCAUUUCAUCUGAGCUGCAGUCAGUUUUUCUUUCUUACUGCCCUAUAAAAUCAUUCUUCACAGUCCAGUGUGUCCCCAAAGUUAAUGGUUUACCUCUCCUAGACCUGCCCAUCUUAUCACAACAGGGUUCUCAAUUCCUCUCUUAUCUUUAUUGUAAGGAAUUUUUGGCUUCAAAAAUCUUGUACUACAAGUAUAUUUUAAAAUGUCGAUAACUUCUUGUGACUACAUUUGGUACACACCACAGAGUUCAUCCCAUACUUCCAUGCCACUCUCCUAUCUUAAACAGUUCGAUGACCUAUUCCUUUGAUUCUGCUGUUAGCCACCUAUAUUCACAGCAUAUAUUUAUAUAUAUUAAUGGUGAGGCUAAUUGUCACUCAGUUACUGUAACACGAAACUCCAUGUAUUAUUUACUUGACUAACCAUUAAGUGUGGCUCAGUCUAUUGCUGCUUCGAAAUUCGUAUAUGUUGCUAUUAUACCAUCCUCAAUAAGGCAUUUUGUACAGAACAAUAGUGGCAGCCAAGUUUGCAAUAUUGUAAAUGUUUUCAUGGAAAACAAGAGAUUGUAAUUGGUAAUUUCUGGAAAUAUUAAGAAAGGUCAGUAAAGAUGCUAUUUCUCAUUCUCAUUCUCCUACGGGAAAAUUUGUGUAACUACAUUGUUGACCUAUCAUGAUUCUUGAUAGUUUUUAAAGUACCUUAAUCCAUAUUUUAUUAAGUGACCCCUUUUUUCUAGGCGUUGUCCAAAGGAAUUGGGAACUGCACUCAUUGUAUAAGGCAUGGGUAUACAAGGUGUAUAGAAGUUAAAGUUAUGGUAGGAGUGAGUGAAGAGAAGAAAAAUACAUUGUUGCAAUGGAAUUUUUGUUCAUAGGUUAUUAGGAUCUGAAGCCUUUGACAGGAACUUUUUUGUUUUUUUAAUUAUAUCGAUUACCAUUUUUAAGGAAUUGAGCGCAUGUAAGUUAAGAAUCAAGUUCUUGUGAGGUGUCAAGGUUUUAUUUUUUGCUUGAAAAGAAAAUGUUCCCUCAGCAGCUAGACAGUUGCCCAAAUACUGUACUUGUAUAAGGAAGGAUACCAGUUUUAAGUAUACUGUCUUUGCAUUUAAAUUAGGUAUGCAAAGUGAAUUGAAUGCUGUGGUAUUGAAGAGUAUGGACAAUUUUAAGGAAAUUUAAUCAUUGCACUAAGCCAUAUUUAAUGGAAUGUUAACAUUUUAAAUUGUUUCAUGUGGGAUGAAUUAUAGUCACUUCCUGUAAUUUUAAUAAAAAAAGUUGUUGGUUCAUAUAUAGUUUUACAUUUCAAGGUUCAAAUAAAAAAAAAAGUUGAAAAUGUCUAAAGCUACAGUACUUGUGUAACAUUACCCUAACAUUUUGCUCCUUUUUGUGAAAUUGGUAUCUGUAUUAUGUUAUUUUUCAUUACAUAUAAUUUGGGGUAGAGUUAUGAUCAGUUGUCUCUUCACACUUUAUUAUUAAUAUUAUAAUUUGUAAGGUGAAGGUAAAAACUAAUCGUUGUGGGUAGUUAAGUGGAGGCUGGAAUUGUUGGCUUCCUCAUAUUUCAGGAGGAGGAGUUGACAGUAUUAGAAUACAGAAUAGUAUUCAUCUCACUCAUCUAUAAGUGAUGGAGUUAGGAUUACUGUGUCAUUAGUUUCUAUUGAAUUUGUAAUUAUGUACGUAUUACAUAUUGUUGGCAAGGUCGAGAUAUUGUACAAAAGCAAUGCUACAAAAUAUAUACAUAUUUCACAUAAAAAACUCAGGAGUAAAAUGCCAUGCUUAGUAUGAGGGCCUUAAACUGUUAGUUGUCAGUGCAGAAUCAGACGUCUACCUCACAGAUGAUUGUUUCAAUGCAGAGUUGCCUCUGAUUUUUUUCAGUCUCAAAUACAGUGUUGCUUUAUUAAAAUCGGAACAUUUAUAAGUAAACGUAGCCAGAACAGGCUGAAUCUGAACCUGUGUGCAGUUAUGCAAGCCACUGUAGGAAAUGGCUGGGUGUCCAUAUGAAUGUGAAUUAAGUUUAAUUUUAUUUAUUACCAAGUGUUAAGUUGAUCUCUAGCUUUUAAUGUAUUAUUUAUAUCAACAGUACAAGAAUUUGUUCUAUUUGUCAGCUGCUGAAGUCAGGUUUAGCAUUGAUUGUUUACAGUUAAGGUCUCAUAUUGCUUGUAUCCACCAAAAACUCUUGAGGAAAAGAAGGAAUAUCUUCAAAUAUGCUGCAGUUUAUUUUGUGUAAAUAGAUGUAUGAUAGGUUACAAUAAUAAGAAUAGAGCUAAAUACUAACUUACAAUUUUAUUUCUCACAGACUACUUUUGAAAGUAGUUGCGUAAGAAACGUACCCAGUUUAAGAUAUUCAUUUUCGAAUAUCAUCUGUACAUUGUUGACAAUUCACAUACCUGUUUGCACCUGAGAUCACUUCACUUAGACUUACACUAACACAAUGCAAUCAGAUUCAGCUGGGAAAACUGCAUAUAUUUGUAUUGUUCAAAUAAGCUGUCAAGGGAAUUUGCUUUUGCAUGUUAUAUUAAUGGCUGAUUUAGGCGAUUCCAUUUUGACAUAAAAAAAAUCGUUUUGCUCAAUGUUGAAAUAAAUUCACCAAAUAAAUGACACUACCUACUUGAAUUGUAACAGCAUUCAGCUUUUAAGUGAAUGAGCCCCAGGUGUCUUAUGUGGGAAACACUUGUAAUAGGCUUGAUUUCCCCAAUACUUCCACAGCCAACAGUCAUCUUAUGAGCUAAAGUAAAUUUGUAGUUAUUGUAUGUUUUAGAACUUGUUCAUGACUCAUUUCUUCAACAAUGACUGGAGUUAAAUGUGACGUGUCCAGUCAGUGCCACUUGGUAUUCCUCCCUGGAAGUGCUCAUCUGAGUGGAAUAUUUGUCAACUGUGUAUCAUAGAUUUCAUUUAAUUAAACAUGAUGUAAAAUUCAAA